UUGAAGCUAAAAACAAUGGAAAUUAUAAUAUGGUAAUUUUUUAAGAUGGAUUAAGAGGAAAAUUAGUAGUUGAUUAGGGAAGAACUUAACAUGGAGAGAAAGAGAAAGAGGAGAAAGGAAGGAAGAUCGAGGAGGCGUGAGAAUUGGACGCGGGGAGUCUUGAAGGCCACACACUCAAGGACGAAUAUUUAGCUGAAGAUAAAUUUACAUCACAAUCACUUUCUCUUUCUCUCUCUCAAAUCUUCAACCCAUUUUUUUCUCUCUUCUUUUCGAUUCAAUUUCAGCAUGAACAACAACCACAUCACCAGGUCUCAGGAUCAACGGUCAAGAUUUGCAAAGCCAGCCACCAUCCAUGGCUGCGCCCUCUCCGGUGACCUCGCCGGACUCCAGAGGCUACUUCGAGACAACCCUUCGCUCCUCAACGAGAAGAACCCUGUUAUGGCACAGACACCACUUCAUGUGUCUGCUGGUCAGAAUAGGGUCGAUAUAGUUAAAUUUCUUCUUGAUUGGCAAGGGCCAGAUAAGGUUGAGAUGGAGGCCAAGAAUAUGUAUGGAGAAACUCCGUUGCACAUGGCAGCAAAGAAUGGGUGCAAUGAAGCUGCGCAAUUACUUCUUGCUCGUGGGGCUGUUGUUGAAGCCAGAGCAAAUAAUGGUAUGACACCUUUACAUCUUGCUGUUUGGUACUCGCUGCGAUCAGAAGAAUUCUUAACUGUGAAAACAUUGCUUGAGUACAAUGCUGAUUGCAGUGCUAAGGACGAUGAGGGAAUGACACCUUUAAAUCAUCUAUCCCAAGGCCCUGGAACUGAGAAACUCAGGGAACUAUUAAACUGGCAUCUUGAAGAGCAGAGGAAACGACGAGCCAUUGAAGCAUGCAGUGAAACCAAAGCUAAAAUGGACCAGCUUGAGAAGGAACUAUCCAACAUUGUGGGUCUUAAUGAUCUAAAGGUACAACUACGCAAGUGGGCAAAGGGCAUGCUUUUGGAUGAGAGACGAAGAGCUCUUGGCCUGCAUGUUGGCGCAAGAAGACCACCACACAUGGCCUUUCUUGGCAACCCUGGAACAGGUAAAACUAUGGUAGCAAGGAUUCUUGGAAAAUUACUCCAUAUGGUGGGAAUUCUACCUUCUGAUAAAGUGACAGAAGUACAGCGUACCGAUUUAGUAGGUGAAUUUGUUGGCCACACUGGUCCAAAAACCAGGAGGAAGAUCAUGGAAGCAGAGGGGGGCAUUCUUUUUGUUGAUGAAGCUUAUAGAUUGGUACCAUUGCAAAAGUCUGAUGACAAGGACUAUGGGUUGGAAGCCUUAGAGGAGAUUAUGUCUGUCAUGGACAGUGGCAAAAUUGUAGUAAUAUUUGCUGGCUACAGUGAACCAAUGAAGCGAGUGAUAGGUUCUAAUGAAGGUUUCUGUAGAAGGGUAACCAAGUUUUUUCAAUUUAAUGACUUCAACUCAGAAGAACUAGCACAAAUCCUUCACAUCAAGAUGCAUACUUUAGCAGAAGAUAGUUUGCUAUAUGGAUUUAAGUUGCAUCCCGAAUGCAGUAUAAAAGCCUUGGCUACUUUGAUAGAAAGGGAAACAACAGAAAAACAGCGAAAGGGUACAAAUGGUGGAUUGGUAGCUACCAUGUUGGUUAAUGCUAGAGAAAAUUUGGACCUACGUCUCAGUUUUGACUGUAUGGACACAGAAGAACUUCUUACCAUCACUUUGGUAGAUUUAGAAGCAGGUCUUCAGCUAUUAGCACAGUAAUCAUUCUUUGGCAUUCUGAUAGAUAUUUUGGAGAGAUUAAUUUCAGCUUACCUCAAUUUUCUGCAAUGGAUACACAAGUUUUUGCAUCUACACAAUGAGGAGCUUGUCAUGAAUUAGUAUGUUACUAUAGGUCGAUUUUUUUGGGAAAAUUUUUCCUUGUGUAUUUUUGUAAUUGAUAAUGUUAUGUAGGCUUCAUUCAUGCACUCUGUUAUAUUUUUUAUCUGAAUAAAGAUUUGUAGACACCUAA
This is a messenger RNA of Vigna umbellata (rice bean), 1987 nucleotides long. RefSeq names its product AAA-type ATPase family protein / ankyrin repeat family protein. Lineage: Eukaryota; Viridiplantae; Streptophyta; Magnoliopsida; Fabales; Fabaceae. The record is from RefSeq and is a predicted model, not a curated record. Gene Ontology annotation, molecular function: ATP binding; protein binding; ATP hydrolysis activity.